Molecule: messenger RNA, 1528 nt
Organism: Elaeis guineensis (African oil palm)
Lineage: Eukaryota; Viridiplantae; Streptophyta; Magnoliopsida; Arecales; Arecaceae
Product: large ribosomal subunit protein uL4
Biological process (GO): translation
Cellular component (GO): ribosome
Molecular function (GO): structural constituent of ribosome
Source: RefSeq, a predicted model, not a curated record
CCUCUUCCCCAUUCCAAAACCCUAGCCUCCCAACGCCAAGGAACCCCUCCCCUCCCCUCCCCCUAUCGACGCCGCGAUGACCUCUGCCGUCGCCGCUGCGCGCCCUCUCGUCAGCGUCCAGCCCCUCGAGGGCGACAUGGCCACCGACGGAUCCAACUCCGUCCCCCUCCCCGACGUCCUCAAGGCCGCGAUCCGCCCCGACAUCGUCCGCUUCGUUCACGCGAACCUCUCCAAGAACCGCCGCCAGCCCUACGCCGUCUCCAAGCGCGCCGGCCAUCAGACCUCCGCCGAGUCCUGGGGUACCGGCCGCGCCGUCUCCCGUAUCCCCCGCGUCCCCGGUGGCGGCACCCACCGCGCCGGCCAGGGAGCCUUCGGCAACAUGGUUCGUGGCGGGCGCAUGUUCGCCCCGACCAAGAUCUGGCGCCGCUGGCAUCGCCGCGUCAACGUCAAUCAGCGCCGCUUUGCCGUCGUCUCCGCCCUCGCCGCCUCCUCUGUCCCCUCCCUCGUCAUGGCCCGCGGCCACCGCAUUGAGUCCAUCCCCGAGCUCCCCCUCGUCAUCUCUGACUCCGCCGAGGCCGUCGAGAAGACCUCCGCCGCUAUCAAGAUCCUCAAGCAGAUCGGUGCCUACCCGGACGCCGAGAAGGCAAAAGACUCCCACCAGAUCCGCUCCGGCAAGGGUAAAAUGCGUAACCGCCGCUAUGUCUCCCGCAAGGGCCCGCUCAUCGUUUACGGCACCGAGGGGUCCAAGCUUGUCAAGGCCUUCCGCAACAUCCCCGGCGUCGACGUCGCCAACGUCGACCGCCUCAACCUCCUGAAGCUCGCUCCCGGAGGGCACCUUGGGAGGUUCGUCAUCUGGACCAAGUCUGCCUUCGAGAAGCUCGACUCGGUGUUUGGGACCUUUGAGAAGCCCUCCGAGAAGAAGAAUGGCUACCUCCUGCCUAGGUCCAAGAUGAUUAAUGCCGAUCUGGCCAGGAUCAUCAACUCCGACGAGGUACAGUCGGUGGUGAGGCCGAUCAAGAAGGAGGUCAAGCGCCGCUCACUGAAGAAGAACCCGCUGAAGAAUCUGAACACUCUGCUGAAGCUGAACCCUUAUGCCAAGACUGCCAGGAGGAUGGCUCUUCUUGCUGAGGCAGAGCGUGUCAAGGCCAAGAAGGAGAAGCUAGACAAGAAGAGGACCCAACUCCCUAAGGAAGAAGCUGCUAAAAUCAAGGCUGCAGGGAGGGCGUGGUACAAGACGAUGAUCUCAGACAGUGAUUAUACUGAAUUUGAGAACUUCUCUAAGUGGCUAGGUGUUACUCAGUGAGCAGUGCUAGUCAUAAUUAGUUAUUUAGCAAGACUUUGUUGGAAUUUUCCAUCUGAUUUUUGUUUUUCGUUUGCUAAGAAGACUAUUGAGACUUGUGGGGAGGUCUUGUGACCUUACCCUACUUUGUUUGCUGGAAAGGAAGGUUAGGGUUCAUCAACUUAAUUGAAUGUAUGGCUCACUGUUACUAUCUGGAUUUUUCUUUUAUUGGCACAGCUUUCGAUUUUU